Glossina fuscipes is the source of this 3867-nucleotide messenger RNA. It is a transcript of the gene Letm1, whose product is annotated as mitochondrial proton/calcium exchanger protein. The record is from RefSeq and is a predicted model, not a curated record. NCBI's taxonomy places the organism in Eukaryota, Metazoa, Arthropoda, Insecta, Diptera, Glossinidae. Gene Ontology annotation, biological process: intracellular monoatomic cation homeostasis. Gene Ontology annotation, cellular component: mitochondrial inner membrane. Gene Ontology annotation, molecular function: calcium ion binding; ribosome binding. Bases 592 to 3210 code for a protein of 872 amino acids. The transcript has 5 exons.
UGAAAACGAAAUUACAAAAAAAUUCCAGGCCUCCAUCCAUUAAAUAAAAAUAAAAUUUCCAUCGGAUGGUAAUGAAAAACACUUCAAUAAGAGAGAAACAAAAAUUUUUAUAGAUGACGACUAUUUUACAUAUCUGUAAUUACACAGGGUGUAUAAUAGACGAGGUAUAAAAUCGAACAAGAACUCACGCAAAUUUCACGUGAGAUUGUGUAAUACGCUUUUACAUUAUCUCGCUCAAUGCAAACUUAUUGGAAAGAGAUAGUAACAAAGUGCAAAUUGUAUCGAGUACUCGUUUUGAAUCGAAAAUUUUCGCAAAGAGUACAAAGUAAAUAUAUAACAUUUGGAUAGACAAGGUUUUAUUUAUUUGUUGUUACUUAUUUUCCUUUUCUUUUGUGAUCUUGAAAAGUGCUUUUCUUAUGAAGGCUAUUCGGGAGAAAGUUUUUAAUUCAUUAACAAAAUUCAUUAAACACAAUAAGCAGCACCUGUGUGCACAAUUGCUUGCAAAACGAAAAACGAUAAGAUAUUGACGGGAAAUUCCAUACUAAAUAAAAGCGAAUAUAUAAUCACAAACCAAAACAAAAAAGAAGUAAAAUGAACACUUUUGUGCGCAGUUAUAGGAAAUGUGGCCAUAAAACCGAACUAGCGCUACCCAUUAAAAGAUAUUCCACUGCACAUAUUUGUACAAAUAUGUUUGUGAAGUACAGGCAGGAUAACUAUAUUCCGCGUUUGUAUCUUGGUAAACGCUUUUUGUCAACCAAUAAUACAACUGAAGUUCUGAGUGUCCUCUCCAACAAAAACGCCAACAGAAUGGGAUAUCCAACGAAACCUUACGUCUACAAUAUUUCGAGGUAUUUUUACCGAAGUCAUCGGCUUUUCGAUCAACCUUCUUCUAAAGUUGAAGUAACAGUCCAAACUAUGAAGAAUAAACAGAAAGAAAAGGUUGAAGAAAUCAUGAAAGAAGCAUCUAGUGCUACUACUACUACGUCGGAGGCUGCAAGCGUUGGCCAUAUAACAAGUAAGGAUUCCGAUACAGCAAGCGCAAGCAAAAAAUUGAAUGAAUCUACACCAAAAGCGAUUGUGGUGAAGAAACCUCUGAAAGAUCGUAUUUGGGAGGAAUUGGUGCAUUACUAUCAUGGGUUUCGUUUAUUAGUAAUUGAUAUUAAUAUAUGCCGUAAAUUACUGUGGCGUAUUCUGAAUGGCAAAACCUUAAAUCGUAGAGAAAAUCGCUUAUUGUUGCGCACUACUUCGGACUUGUUUCGUUUGAUACCCUUUUCAGUUUUUAUCGUUGUACCGUUUUUGGAAUUACUUUUGCCAUUGUUUAUUAAAUUUUUUCCUGGGAUGUUGCCUUCGACUUUUCAAACGGCUAAAGAACGAGAAGAUCGUCUGAAGCAGUCUGUGCAAGUAAGAAUAGAAAUGGUGAAAUUCUUGCAGAAGACUUUGGACGAGAUGGCGGUGCAGCAUAAAGAACAUAAAAGCGAAGAAGCAAAACAAUUCGACAUGUUCUUCCAGAAAAUCAAAAAUCCCAAUGAAUACGCAUCGAACGAGGAAAUAAUUAAGUAUGCGAAACGAUUUGAAGAUGAAAUUACUUUGGAUUCUUUAUCGCGUGAACAAUUAAUUGCCCUUUGUAGGGUGUUAGAAUUAAAUACUGUGGGCACCACAAGUUUCUUAAGGUUCCAGUUAAGAAUGAAGUUACGGUCUUUAACCACAGACGAUCGUGUGAUUGCUAGAGAAGGUGUCAACUCUUUGGAUUUGUGGGAAUUACAGCAGGCGUGUAAGUCGCGUGGCAUGCGAGCGUAUGGGUUGACAGAGGAACGCAUGCGAACUCAACUACAGGAAUGGAUUGAUUUGUCCUUAAAUGAAAAAGUGCCACCGACCCUAUUAUUAUUAUCGCGCACUAUGUUACUCUCAGACGAUUCCAUAACCACGGAUAAACUUAAGGAAACAAUAAGAAAGUUACCGGAUUCCCUGGCCACCCAAACUAAAGCCGCCAUUGGUGAACGUGAAGGUAAAAUCGAUAAUAAAACUCAAAUCGAAAUAAUUAAGGAGGAGGAAAGAAAAAUUAAGGAGGAGCGGGAAGAAGAGCGAGAAGAGGAACGUGCUAAGGCCAAAGUUAAAGCUGAAGCAGAACCCGAGAUAGGAGAAACGAUGGAAGUUAUGAAAGAAAGUGAUGCUAUUUGCUCCGAACGCAACAUGAUCAUUCAAGCGGCAGAAAAUGAAAAGAGAAUGGAAGAAGAAAAAAGCAUUUCAUCUAAAGAUGUCGCUUUGCUCAAUGAAGCCCUGAAAACUCUAUCUACCGAUAAGAAAAUGUUGGUUGAGAAAGAAGCUAUUAAAGAAAUUAAAGAGGAACUAGAAGAAUAUAAAGAGGAUGUAAAAGAAUUAAAGGAGGUCGGAAAAGCUGUGCAAGAACCUGUGGCAGAAAGUCGCGCCGCCAAAAUGCUUUUCAAAAAAGUCAAUCGUAUGAUUGGACAAUUGGAUAAAGUGCUUGAUGAUUUCGAAACAAAACAUAAACAACAAUUACAAGAAGAACGCAAAGCUGAAAUAGUUGCUAAGCACGGAGAGGAAUUUCUUCACAUAGACGAGCUGGUACAAACGAUAAAGAAACUAAAGCAGACCUCGGACGAGUCAAAACUUACGCAAAUUGUUAAUGUUUUAAGUAAACUGGAUUCGGAUAAGGAUGGUGUUAUAACAGUCGAUGAAGUUCUUAAGGUGGUUGAAGCCAUUGGUCGCGAAAACGUUAAACUUAAUGAAAAGCAAUUAGAAGAAUUAAUUGCUUUGCUUGAUAAAGAGCAACUUUUAGAAGCCGAAGACAAAAUUGAGAAGGCUUUAGCGAAAAGUCAAAAAGACGCAGAAGAAGCGAAGAAGAUUAAUCGAACCUUCAACGAACUUGGUGCAAAAAGUGGAAACACACUCAAGUACAUUAAGCCAGACUGCAAAACACCGGCGCAACCGUGUGAGGAUUUAGUGGAUCCCGCCAAAUUAGUGAAGGACGCAUGCGAGGAUUUAAAUAUUACCGAUCAAAAAAAUAAUUUGAAAACCGAUAAAACUGAUGCUCGCAAAGAGGCUGCGUUACUUGACGCGGCCGAAAAGCAAAAGGAGAAAAUCUUACCCAAAAAUGAUAUACAUUCACCAAUGCCACCACCAUCUACUAUACCUGCACCCCCGCCACCAUCAAAAGCUACCCAAAUAAAUUCCAAGGAUAAAAUGAUUUGACCGAAAACGGUAAAGGGCAAAAAUAUAAGAAACUUUUCCUAUAAAUUAUCUCAGAAUGAUCUCGACGAACCGAUCCAAGGCACAAGAUUUGACAAUAAAACUAAUAAUACCAAUAAAACCUAAAGUAAAAAGAAAGUUCCAAACCAUAUAACAUGGAGCUUAGGCAAUUCUCGUUACCUCUUUACCUUUUAGGUUAUGCUAUUAUUAAUUUUAUUGAUUUCUUGAUAUCUAUCAUCAGCUCUCGUAUGUCUUGCAGAUUUAAUUGCGUGAUCUUUUAUAUUUUAUUUUUCAUCUAAAGAAAGAAACAGCCGAGAUAUUAACAAGGUAUAAGGAUUUUGUAAUUAAAAAAAGGCGAUAAAUCAGAUAAAUGAUUAUCGUUAAGAUCCACCUUUAAUCACAAAUUCCUUGCACCUGCUUAUCAAUAAAACUGUAUAUACGUAUUUCAUAUUGUUAUAAAUAACGCUUUGUAAGUUGUGUUUGAAAUUUCAUAUAAAGAUGAAACUGGAGAUUUUUAGUGAUUUUUUUUAAGUAAAUGAAUUUGUUUUUUAUUUUUACGAUUUUAUUUAUUUACAUUUUUAUUAUUAUAAUAGCGGUAUCAGCCUAAUCCAUUCUGUACGUUUAAACGAAAACUCGUAUAUUUCAGGUGAAGUGCUUAAU